AUGAGUUUAGAAUCACUAACAAACAUUAACUUCCAUCCAUUCCAUAUUAUUGCAAUUAUAGCUCCAGUAAUCACUAAUGUCGGAAAAGAUCGAAUCGACUACAAUUUAUCAGAAAACCAAGUGAUAAGAAACGCAAAGAUAGACCUUGAAAACUUCCGUGUCCGUCCAAAGCCUCACGAUUUGUUCUAUUAUUAUUGUCAUAGUGAUACAUCAAGUGAUUCAUCAAAUAUUUUCUCGAUAAGAGACCCAGAAGUGUGGACCCCAAGUUCUACGUCCUUCUUUACCUUGUUCUUUGCGAUGUGCCCUAUCCGUCCACCUGAAAUUUUUUUGAACAAAUUUCAGUUGUAUCGUCGUGUCCCGUAUUGUUUCCAGUGGAUCUGUGUUAUCAUUGUGUGUUACUUCAAGUUCCCGAUGUUUUGUUGGAAGAAGCUACGGAAUUUUGUCUUGGCAUGUAUCUAUUUUCCUUGCACAUGCUGGGAAAAGUUCUCAAAAAGUCGAGGGUACAUACCAGUUCCUGAAAGUGAUCCGGAAAAUCCACCGGAUUAUCGGACAAACUUAGAACGCGAAUCAACAUCUGGAAACUACGUGCGUCCUCAGGGAUAUACCAACUACGGAGCGGAUGCCGUAAUCCAUGAUACUGUUUCAAGAAGUCCCAAUCAUACAGAGCCUUCGAAGAUUCAUGAGAACGGAUUAAAGAAUCAUAAUCCUUCCGGAAACAAUGAACCAAGGCCCUCUACUCCACCAAAAGAAACCGUAAAGAAUAACAAACCUGCUCCAACUUCGAUCAGCAUUUGGAAUGAGUUUGAGUCUUCGACGUACCCACAACUUGAAACAGAAGACCCUAUCGAUCCAGAUACAGAACAAGACAAAAAAAAUGUUGAAGAAUACGUGAAACAGUUAGAAGCCAUACGGAGCGGAUGCCGUAAAUAUGAUGAAGAGCACAAGAAGAGAAUGGAAGAAUUAGAAACAUUAAAGCAGCAACAAGAAGAACGGCACAAUAGUUUGAAAUACGAGCAGCCGCCGAGUGAUAGUGAAUUUGAAGAAGCUCGAAAAAUGAAACAAGAUUUCGAUAAUCAUAUGGAAGAACAAAAUAGGAGACAUGAGGAAGAAAUCGAAGAAAUUAGGAGAAAAAGAAGAGAACAACAGGAAGAAUGGGAUAGGGAGUUCCUAAAAAUGAAAAAAGAAUCUCAACAAAGAUUGUCGGCCUUGUUGCAAUGUAUUCGAAUGCGACUUCGUUUUGAGGAGAAAGAAGAAGAAUGGGGAGACUUCUUAAAAUCUAUCAGAGGGCCUCUGAUAAAGAUCACGAACUAUUAUUAUGAUGUUCAGAAUGAGUUCCGAAAGCCUGCAGAUGUUGAUGAUGUCAAGUUCAUUCUUGCCGAGAUUAGAUUUUUUGCUAAGCUGGUGUACAGCGGACAAGAAACGCUGGCUGAUGCGUAUGACUACUUGGAAGGUCUUUCUGAAGAAUACGAUGACCGUAUUUUCUUAAAAAUGAUUAUGGUAGCGUUAUCGUUUGAGAAUCUCAGGAGGUUCACUUUUUUUCAGAAAUCAAUCAGUGUGCAAGGAGAAAAAUGCGAUGCCAUUGGAAAGGCACUGUUAAAACUAUCAAAUUCUCCAUUGCAUGUGGAAAAUCAAAAGGAAUGUGACAAAGCUGUAGCUGAACUGGAUGCUCAUGCCAUUCCAACAACUGACAGAUUGAAAAAAGACUCAACAAAUACAAGAACAGAAGACUUUGAAGACAUGAAUCCAUCUCCUUAUCCUGAAUGGUUCCAAUCUUUCUCUUAUUGUUAG
This is a messenger RNA of Caenorhabditis briggsae, 1788 nucleotides long. The transcript has 10 exons. NCBI's taxonomy places the organism in Eukaryota, Metazoa, Nematoda, Chromadorea, Rhabditida, Rhabditidae. The record is from RefSeq and is a predicted model, not a curated record. The coding region runs from base 1 to 1788 and encodes 595 amino acids.